Nicotiana tabacum (common tobacco) is the source of this 3561-nucleotide messenger RNA. RefSeq lists its product as uncharacterized. The record is from RefSeq and is a predicted model, not a curated record. Lineage: Eukaryota; Viridiplantae; Streptophyta; Magnoliopsida; Solanales; Solanaceae.
GAGCAGGGACUUUUUGAGCAACGCAUGAAAGAAGUUAUACUUGGAGAGGAAAGUGUUAAGGAUAGAUUAGAAGAGCUUGAAUCAAGGGAGAAACAUUUUGAGGAUAGGUGUAAAGAGCUCGGAGAGAAAGAGAAGCAGUUGAAUGCUAUUCCUAAUGCGCACAUAAAGUCAGAGCCUGCGGAAGAAGUAGCACUGGACAGGGUCAAUGCUAUUGUAGGUAAUUCUACUGUUACAAGUUUUGUUGUGAUAAUGGAUGGAAAGAGGUUGCAGAUAUUCUUAAAUGAGCAUGAGAAGGUGCUGGAUUUGAUGUCUGACGAAGUUUUUAAGGCUCUUCAGAUGUCUCCUGACCCUGCACAACUGGUUCUUGAUGCAAUGGAAGGUUUCUAUCCUCCCCAUUUGAGAAAGGGAGAAACAGAGUUUGAGGGCAGUGUUGCCCGACGGAGCUGCAUUCUGCUGUUAGAGCAGUUAAUUAGGGUUUCCCCAGAUAUUCAGGAUUUUGUGAGGGGAGUAGCAAGAAAUAUUGCAAGGGAUUGGAGGGUUAAGAUGAAGGUGACAAAAGGGAACCAACACGAGAUCUUGGGGUUCUUGUAUCUUUUGGCUGUGUACAAUUUGGUUUCUUCCUUUAAGGUAGAUUAUCUUAUGAUCCUGCUGGAGAUUGUUGCUAAGCAUGACAAAUUUGCAGAAUUAUGUGGUUCUCUUGGUAUGAAACAGAACUUACCUGGUUUUGUCCAGAAUCUUCUAACCCAGCGACAACAUCUUGAAGCUAUUAGAUAUGCUUAUGCAUUUGAACUUGUGGACCAGUUCCCACCCACAGCCAUUCUGAAAAAUUACGUGGAAUAUGUUGAACGUAAUUAUAUGAAUGUUUGCCAGAAAGAGACCUGCUCAUUCGAAGAAAAGAUUGAGGCCAUUGAACAACAGGUUGCUUCUAUUAGAGCUGUUAUCAGAUGUAUUCUGAAUUACAAACUUCAGUUUAAAUAUCCGAUAGAACACCUUGAAGAAUGUAUAGAAGUGCUUACAAGGCAGAAGGAAGAUCAAGCUGCAUUAUGUGUCAUUUAUGAGGCUAAAACGCCAGAGCAAGCGAAUGUGAAUCAGAUGGGCUCUACUAAUCCAUCUAUUCCCACAGGCACCAAGGCCCUCAAUUCCGCAUCAUUCUCUGCUAGAACCCCCUCGUGCACUUUAGGUCAUUCCAAUUCCAUGGCCAUUAUCCUUAUGAACAUGAGUGGAGAGGAUUUGCAGAAUUUCUUAAACAAACAUUUGAAGGAGCACAAGUUGUUGCGCAGUGAAGUCUUUAGUGCUCUUCAAAUGUCGCUGGACUCGGGGAUGCUUGUGUUGGAAGCACUGGUAGGGUUUUAUCCUCCAGACUAUCAGAAAGAAGAGAUUGAAUUUAAUCGUAAUAUUAUCAGGCAGAGUUGCAUCCUUUUAUUAGAACAGUUCAUGGAACUUUCGCCGGAGAUUAAACCAGAGGCUAAAUUAGAAGCUAGCAAGCUUGCAUUUGCCUGGAAAGCAAAGAUGAUGGGUGAAAUGGAAAACCAUUUGGCAAUCUUGGGUUUUCUUCUUCUUGUAGGUAGCUACAGAUUGGCUUCUGCCUUCGAUAAAGAUGAACUUGAGAGUUUGUAUCACAAGGUAUCACCGCAUGUGAAUACAUCUGAAAUCUGUCACGCCCUUGGUAUUUCAAAUAAUACUUCAAAAGAAUCGAAGAGACACAAGGCUCAAGGCUAUACAGAUGAAUCUGUUUGCAACAACAUGGAUAUGAAAUGCGAAGGACAUGAUGUAAUCUGCAAUUGUGCCUCAAGUUUACUUCGUACAUCAGAUCCUGCUUUGCUUGUACUGGAUGCUUUCCGGAGUUGUCAUCCCACAAAAUUAGGGAGGUGUGAAAACUUCCCAUCAGUUAUGCGGAGCUUCUCUGAUCUGUUGGACCAGCUGAGAGAAACUUCUCCAGAAAUUAAACCUCAUGUUAAAGCGGGGGCUAUUGCAUUUGCAGUUGAUUGGUAUUCUACAUUGAUCGGGUCCCAGCUAAAUACAUCCGAGUUCUUGGCAUUUGUGCAGCUUUUAGCUAUUUAUAAAAUAAUAGACUCUUUCCAUUCAGAUGCACUUUUUGGUCUUUUGGAGAAAGUUCAACCAACUGAAAGUGUUGUUACUUUGUUCAAAAUCCUUGGGUUGACAGAUAAGAUCCGAUGCUUCGUCCAAAAUCUUAUAAAUAAAAAGCAGUGGAUGGUGGCAUUUACUUAUGUCUAUGAGUUUGAUCUUGUUAACUUGGUUUCACCAGUGAUGCUCCUGAGGGAUUAUGUAAGACACUCAGAAGAGAUUGCCAAGAAAAUACUUCAUGCUGGAAAUAGUUCUCAUCGAGCCCAAAUGAAGGCUAUAAAUUAUGAAAUAAAUGCACUAAGAAAUGCAGUUAGACAUAUUGUGGAUCCUGGUCUUCAGUCGGAAUAUUCACUUUCUCAACUUCAAGAACAGAUCGAAAAACUUCAAUGUCAGAUGUCAAACUCGAGUCAAUCAAGCUCAAAUCGAAACUUUAUUGCUGAGUUCCGACAAGUUAAAACAAAUAAAGGAACUUGCAGAUCUGCUCCAAUUGCUCAAGUGCGAAAAGAGCUCAUGAAGAAACGUUCUGCCCCAGCUGGUGACACUGAUUUUAUCCACAGGGCUCGAGGAAAACAGAACUUUAAGCGCCAUCGUCAUUUAUCCAUGAGGAGAUGAGUUGUAUCAAGUGUUUUAUUGACAAUCCCUCACGGUUAUGUUCUUUACGAGCAUUGUGGGAGUGGGUUGUGGAGGAAUAUUUUGAGGGGGUGAGAAUAGUUUAGUGCUAAUGUGUCUCUUGGGUUUUGGGGGGUGGGGGUUACGUUUUUUGGGGCACUGGCGGUGUGGGGUUAACAUUUUGAGGCUUGCUUUUCUAAACAUUUGCAGAACUUGCCAGCAGGAGGUAACAGUUCAACGAAUCCGGAGGCUAUAGGAUGGAAUUGCAAGAUUGGAAGUUGUCAGAAUUUCAAAGCCGCAUUGAAUUACUUCACAAACAAAGCACAUCACAUGACUGCCACUAUAUUGGAGGUUUGGGAACCUUGGAGGGUUUUCUGUUAACUUAUGUUAUGAGAAUCUUUUGACUAGGAGGAGGUAGCUUCUCCUUACAUCUCAGUACAUCUCAGUUUGGAUCCCUAACAUAUCGAGAAAUGUGUGCCUUUUUAUUACCUGGUUAGCCACAAGAGGGAUGAUUUUGACGGCUGAGAAUUUGAGGAAGAGGGAGAUUACUUAUGUUUGUUAGUGCUAUAUAGGUAAUUAUGGGAUUGUUUGGUAUAUCUCUGGUGAUGCCGGUUACUGUAAGAAAUGUUCAACUGGAAGAUGGAGAUGAAGACGUAAGGCGUGGGAAGUUAGUCCACUAGCACUCAUGUGGGUUGUUGGUGAGAAAUAUGAGACUUGUUGAAGGGGUAGAAAUUGAUUUUGCAUCAUUGAUAGCCUCUUAUCCUUUUUUCUUGGUGCACCCAUGAGGCUCCUCGUUAUGUCGAAGAGUGGGUGUCAUGUGUAAUAAAAAAACAUAUCUUUUUGGUAGGUUUUCCACUUUUUGGUGUA